This is a messenger RNA of Dentiscutata heterogama, 249 nucleotides long. The record is from the annotation of a GenBank genome assembly. NCBI's taxonomy places the organism in Eukaryota, Fungi, Glomeromycota, Glomeromycetes, Diversisporales, Gigasporaceae.
AUGAAAGCAAUAGUCAUGAUGUCAGCUUUGAAUAAAUUCCAGUGGUUCUGCCAUGAUCUUGAAAAACUUCUUGAGAAAAAUGAUCCUGUGCUAGAUAAAAGCGUUGAGUUAAUAGUAAUAAACAUCAACGUGAAGGUAAAAGAAUUAGAGUACAAGUCGCAGCAACUGCUAGACAUAGACAAGGAUCAAGCUGCGAGCUUAGAAAAGCAUGACAAGGAAGACCAAGGAACUACACACAUAAUAAUAUAG